Messenger RNA from Cuscuta campestris, 455 nucleotides. Lineage: Eukaryota; Viridiplantae; Streptophyta; Magnoliopsida; Solanales; Convolvulaceae. The record is from the annotation of a GenBank genome assembly.
AUCAAAUUAAUUACCGGUCGAACUUAAUUGAAUUGGUUAAAGUAAAAGAGAAAUAAGCGCUCCUAGCUGUGAUGGCGAAAAUGGAAUUAGAAGUGGUCAAGACCAUCUUGCUUGCAAAGCAGCAGCUGCCUGAAGGUUAUCCGACUACCGAUUCUCCAUUGGAGAUAGAGAAGUACCAGAAGUCUCAGGGAAGCAUCAUGCCAAAGGGGACAAGAGAUUGUUGCAAAGACAUCUGCGCCGCCAUCUAUCACUUUAUCGGAAAAAUUGGUGAGCGCUGCUGCUUCUGCUGCUUAUAAGUAAAUGGAUAAAGUUCAAACAAUAAGUUGUUGGUGAUGUCCACUUGGAUGAAGUACCUAUAACAUACAUCGGGGUAUAAGAUGUUUUCCCUCUAUCUACAUGAAUACUCAUUUUCAAGUAAUUGAAUAUUCAUUUCCGAAUAACUGAAUACUCAUUUU